AUGGCUACCCUUGCCGACGAGCUUCUCAAUGAUUUCGAGGACUCUGGCUCCGAGCACGAUGAGGAAGCAAAUGGCUUUGAGGCCGGCAACGAGACUGCUGCCCACGAGAAUGAUCAAAACAACGGAACCCUCGAUAUACCGCUAGAUGGAGAUGAGGAGGAAAUGGAGGAUGCAGAAGAGGAGGUUGCCAGGAGGGACGACGAUCUGGGGGACGAGGAUGAGGACACUACAAAAGCAAAAGUCGAGAAGAUGCGCCUCGGUGGUGUACGUGACGUGCGAACGGUGGCUGGCUUGAUGAAGACUCUGCAACCCGUACUCGAGAAAAUUGCACACUAUCAAGCCAUUCCACUAGACCAGCGAACGACUUCUGUUGGUUCCAUCGAGGACAACCCAGAGUAUGCUCUACUGACUCAGUCCAAUCACCUUGCGACUCAAAUCGAUAGCGAGGUCAUUCUUGUUCACAAGUUCAUCCGUGACCACUAUUCUACCAGAUUUCCCCAAUUGGAAACUCUGGUCUCUAACCCGCUCGACUAUGCCAAAACGGUUGCCAUCAUCCAAAAUGGACCACUGGAGGACAUCAAGUCGAUAGCGGAAUCGUCGGACAACCUUGUGAAAGCGCCUCUGAGAUCUAUUCUGGAUGGACCCACCAUGAUGGUGGUGGCCGUCGAAGCCACUACAACCGAAGGUCAGCCAUUGAGCGAAGCCGAGCUUGAAACAACCCUGACGGCAUGCGAGAUGGUUCUACAAUUGGACAGGGCCAAAAAGAUCCUCACAGACUAUGUCCAAUCGCGAAUGAAUGUCUUUGCCCCAAACUUGACUGCGCUGAUUGGCUCUCUCACGGCCGCUCAAUUGCUCAAUUUUGCUGGUGGCUUGAAAGGCCUUGCAAAGGUGCCAGAUCGGAACGUACCAUCAAUGGGGUCGAAAAAACAGAAGCAAAGUGGGUUGGCAACCAACGUUGGAAUAAGGCAACAGGGCUUCCUCUAUCAUUCGCCCCUGAUCCAGGAUAUACCCAACGAUCUGAAGAUACAAGCUAUGCGGAUUGUGUCUGCCAAACUAGUUCUUGCUGCUCGAGUGGACAGUGUGCAUCAGGCGACCGAUGGUUCGACUGGAGAGCAACUUCGAGACGAUUGUCUACGAAGACUUGAUAAACUCACCGAACCCCCUCCGAACCGGGGCCCUCGAGCAUUACCCGCUCCUGACGACAAGCCAAGUCGAAAGCGAGGAGGUCGCAGAGCAAGAAAAGCCAAAGAGGCAACCGCAAUGACAGACCUAAGAAAGCAACAAAAUCGAAUGGUUUUCGGUAAGGAAGAGAAGGAAGUCGGGUAUGGAACGGGUGAAGGUACCGUUGGACUGGGCAUGAUUGGCCAGCAGAAUGAUGGCAGGAUUCGUGCCACCCAGAUCGAUCGACGCACCAUGGCCAAAUUGAGUAAGAAAAAUCCCGGUUGGGGCACUUCUGGACUUUCCACCAGCUUGAACAGUGGAAUGAAUACAUCGCUCAAGGCAUUUGGUACAGCAAUGGGCGGAAACUCCACAAGUCUUCGCGCGUCAGGUCUUCGAACAUCCGGAGUUGGUGCGGGAACGGCCAGCUCGAUUUCUUUCACACCUGUGCAAGGUCUUGAACUGGUUGAUCCCAAGGUGCAAGCUGAGCUCAAACGGAAACGAGAGGCAGAGACUGCCGGCUACUUUUCCACUGGCACGUUCACUCAAGCCGGAGGUGGGAAAGUCAAUGGGGGCUUCAAAGUACCACAACUGCCACCAGCAGCCAAGAAAACGAAUAUGGGACCGCCUCCACCAAAAUGA
Messenger RNA from Exophiala aquamarina CBS 119918, 1800 nucleotides. RefSeq lists its product as uncharacterized. The record is from RefSeq and is a predicted model, not a curated record. Lineage: Eukaryota; Fungi; Ascomycota; Eurotiomycetes; Chaetothyriales; Herpotrichiellaceae. Gene Ontology annotation, cellular component: U4/U6 x U5 tri-snRNP complex; precatalytic spliceosome; U4 snRNP. Gene Ontology annotation, biological process: mRNA splicing, via spliceosome; spliceosomal tri-snRNP complex assembly. The coding region runs from base 1 to 1800 and encodes 599 amino acids. The transcript has 2 exons.